This is a messenger RNA of Salvia splendens (bonfire salvia), 5922 nucleotides long. Its product is annotated as zinc finger CCCH domain-containing protein 19. NCBI's taxonomy places the organism in Eukaryota, Viridiplantae, Streptophyta, Magnoliopsida, Lamiales, Lamiaceae. The record is from RefSeq and is a predicted model, not a curated record. The transcript is spliced from 10 exons. Gene Ontology annotation, molecular function: protein binding; metal ion binding; DNA binding. The coding region runs from base 215 to 5638 and encodes 1807 amino acids.
UAUCGAAAACUGAAAUCCAUCGAAUUCUCAUUUCCAAAAACCCUAGUGCAUUUUCAAGAAUCUUGUAGAGUCGAAGAACAACAACUCCCCUGCACGAGCGCUCUGCUCGAAGCAAAAUUAGGGUUAGGGUUUGUAAAGAAAAGGAAAACGGUAAUCAGACUGUGGAUGAUGAAGAAUAUAUAUUGCUCGUGAACGAACAAUUUAAACCAGAGAAAUGGAUGAGGAAAAUUUGGGAGUUUCGGCGAUUGAUAGCGCCGCGGAAUGCGGCUCGAUUGUGGAAUCAGGUGAUUCGACUGUGAUGAUCGGCGGCGAGAGAAGAGAGGUGGCGUCGGUGGAGGAUGAAACGGUGGCGGUUGGCGGAGGUACGGUGGAGGUUCCGGCUGAGGAUGGCGGCGGUGAAGUGGCAGCUUCAGAACCGCUGGAGGAAGGAGCUAAUCGAGUGGAUGGUGAGGAAGGAGCGGAGCGAGUGGAUUGUGCAGAGAAGGUGGGGGUGGCUGCUGAUGGAGUCAAUACGUCUGUUCUUGAUGAAUCAGUAGUGAAUAAGGAAGGUGAUGAAAUGGCAAUCGACCCUGAGUCUGAAACAAAAAACGAAGAAGAGAUUGUACAUGUUCUUGAUGCCAAAUUGGAGGCGGAUGUUACUCAUUCUGAAUCGCUAUUGGACACCGGAGGGGUUGAAAUUGCCGAGGACACACAUCUUGUUCUCGAUGCCAAGUUGGAGGUGGAUGUUACUCAUUCAGAAUCGCAAUUGGAUGCCGCAGGUGUUGAAAUUGCCGAGGACACACAUCUUGAAGUGAAAGGUGAGGAAGAAUUUAGGCCAGUGGCCGAUACUGAUGCAGUCUGUGAGCAGCAGUUGUCUGAAUUGCAAACAGAUGUGGCAGGGGGUGAAUUGAACAUGGUGAUGGAGGGAACUGAGUCGUUGAAUGAUCACCAUGAGGGGGAGUUGGGCAAGGAAGAAGUGGAUGUUGCAGCAUUGGGGGGAGUGGAGAAUGAGUCAGUGGCCGAUACUGAUGCAAGCUGUGAGCAGCAGUUGUCUGAAUUGCAAACAGAUGGUGCAGGGGGAGAAUUGAACGUGGUGAUGGAGGAAACUGAGUCGUUGAAUGAUCAUCAUGAGAGGGAGUUGGGCAAGGAAGAAGUGGAUGUUGCAGCAUUGGGGGGAGUGGAGAAUGAGUCAGUGGAGAGAAUGACAGUGGACAAUUGCGCAGAGACAGCUGCAAGGAGUGAUGAUGUUGCUGAGGAGAGGGGGGAUUUUUUAGUAAAUGAUUCAGAAUGCGGGGCAGGUGAAAAAUUAACUGAGGUUGAAGAGGAGGUGAAAGGUGAUGCUGAGGCUGUAGCAGAAAUAUCGGCCGCAGAAGUUGAAACAGAUGGCAGCGUGCAUCUAGCUAAAGUUUCUGAACAAGAGCAGGUACAUGAAUCAAAUGAAGGUUUGGAAGAUGUUAGUGACCACGAAAGAAACGAGCAUGCUGAGGAUAAAGCGGUGGUGGCUGCAGAGGUGAGUCAGAUUUCUGAAACGAAGAUGGUGGAUGAUGAGAACUUUAGCUUGAAGGUCUCAAGUGAUGUGCAUUUGAACGAGUCAGAAUAUAAGGAGGACACAGACCUCCCUGCAAGAGAUAUCAAACAAGAAGAAGAGUCCAGAGUAGAAUCUGAGAUGACAAGGAAUGCUGAGGUGGAUCAUCUGGCUAAAGAUGCUGAAAUAGAUGCUGACAUGGGAACCAACUCCAUCGACUCUAAAACCCCAGAUGACGAUGGAAAAAUGGAGACAGAGGAUACAAUGAGUGAUGUAGAUGAGACUGCUCAAGACAUGUAUGAUUCACCUGGUGGACUACAAGACGAAGAAGAUGAAACAAUUGCUGCUGAGGAGGAGACUGGGAUGCAAGAUACUGAAAUGGAGACUGAAACUGAUAUGGCAGAAUCAGGGAAAUCGCCAGGAGGGAAGCGGAAGAGAGCAAAGUUGACAAAAAGUCCAUCCAUAACUAGGGCAUUGGGUAAAGGAUCAUCACGGAAGACUGUGGGAGAGGAUGUUUGUUUCAUCUGUUUUGAUGGUGGGGAACUUGUGCUAUGUGACCGCAGAGGUUGCCCAAAGGCCUAUCAUCCUUCCUGUGUAAAUCGAGAUGAAGCAUUUUUCAAAUCUAAGGGUCGCUGGAACUGUGGCUGGCAUUUGUGUAGCAUUUGUGAGAAGAAUGCGCGCUAUAUGUGCUAUACAUGUACCUUCUCUCUGUGCAAAAGUUGCACUAAAGAUGCAAUUAUCUUAUGUGUCCGAGGAAAUAAAGGAUUUUGUGAGACCUGCAUGAGAACUGUUAUGUUGAUUGAAAACAAUGAACAGGCUCAAAUUGACUUUGAUGACAGAAGUAGCUGGGAGUAUCUCUUCAAGGAUUAUUACUUAGAGUUAAAAGCUAAGUUGUCAUUGUCAUCAAGUGAGAUUUUAGAGGCUAGAAACCCUUGGAAGGGAGCAGAUGUGUCUGGCACCAGCAAAACGGAGUCAGCUGAAGUGAAGGCUGAUGCAAAUGAAGGAGGUUCCGAUUCAGAUGACUCUGUUGAGAACUCUGAAACUGUCAGGCCUAAAAGAAGAAAGAUAAGAAAACAAUCAAAAUCCAGGUCAAAAGUUGAUACUGGUGUUGCAUCCCGAGAGAGAGCUGUUUCUUUAUCUGGGAAUUCUGAGUGGGCAUCACAGGAGCUACUUGAAUUUGUCUCGCAUAUGAAAAAUGGUGACAUAUCAUUAUUGUCUCAGUUUGAUGUACAAGCACUUUUGCUUGAGUAUAUUAAAAUAAACAAGCUGCGUGAUCCUCGUCGGAAAAGUCAAAUUGUGUGUGAUGCAAGACUUGAGACUUUAUUCGGGAAACCUCGAGUUGGGCAUUUUGAAAUGCUAAAGCUUAUUGAAUCUCAUUUUCUCAUAAGAGAUGAGCAAAAUGAUGAUCUUCAAGGGAUUGUCGUUGAUACUGAGAAUGACCAGUUAGAUAUUGAGGCCAGUCCUGAAACCCUAACUAAGGGUGGCAAAGAUAAGAAACGUAAAUCACGCAAGAAAGGGGAUAAUCGGGGGCCUCAGUCUAAUCUUGAUGAUUAUGCAGCUAUUGACAUGCAUAACAUUGGUUUGAUCUACCUGCGAAGGAAGUUGAUGGAGGACCUACUUGAAGAUACUGAAACAUUCAAUGAGAAAGUUAUCGGAACAUUUGUACGCAUAAGGAUAUCUGGUAGUAACCAAAAGCAGGAUUUAUAUAGAAUAGUUCAAGUUGUAGGAACUAGCAAAGCAGCAGAACCUUACAAAGUUGGCAAAAAAACUACUGAAACAAUGGUAGAGAUUCUAAAUCUAGAUAAAACUGAAAUAAUAUCAAUUGAUACAAUCUCAAAUCAAGAGUUCACUGAGGAUGAAUGCAAACGUCUGCGCCAGAGUAUCAAGUGUGGACUCAUUAGUCCUCUGACUGUGGGUGAGAUCCUUGACAAGACGACAGAAAUACAGGUGGCCAGAGUCAACGAUUGGCUGGAAUCAGAGACCUUACGGCUUAGUCAUCUUCGUGAUCGAGCAAGUGAUUUAGGCCGUAGAAAAGAGCUUAGAGAAUGUGUUGAGAAGUUGCAGCUUUUGAAGACCCCUGAAGAGCGUCAACGCAGACUAGAUGAAAUACCGGAAAUUCACGCAGAUCCGAAGAUGGAUCCUAGUCAUGAAUCGGAAGAUAAUGACAGUGAUAAUGAAGAUGCUAGACGAGAUGCUUUUAUGAGAUCUCGAGGUUCUGGUUUUAGUAAGAGAGGGAGGGGCCCAAUCUCUCCUGGAGGGGAUAAUUAUGUAAAGGAAUCUUGGAGUGGGGGAGGAAAAGCUACACCGAGCAGGAACCUGUCCGGCAACAACUUUUCAACCAAUACUGGCCAUAUUGGUGAGAUAGUAAAUGAGAAUUUGUGGAAUUUAGAUAGAGACAAGUCGACCCAAGACUCGGACAAUUUUAAUAGGCCAAAUUCUACUACUACUAAGUCUGAAUCUGCUGAACGCGCUCAGCGCACUGUAUCCCGACCUGAAUCUGCUUCUGGUGUUGCGUCACUGCCCUCGCAAGGGUCUUACUCUGCUGUGGCUGCAGAACCUGCUGUCAAGAUAAACGAAUCAGAGAAGAUGUGGCAAUAUCAGGAUCCUUCUGGAAAAGUGCAAGGUCCCUUUUCAAUGGUCCAGUUGCGCAAAUGGAAUAACACAGGUUACUUUCCUGCUAAUCUGAAGAUAUGGAGAGUGACAGAGAAGCAAGAAAACUCUGUACUCCUGGUUGAUGCGCUGGCAGGGAAGUUUCCGAGGGCAUUGCCAGCUGAGACCACAUUCCCAGCAACAAGUGCGUUGCACAGUUCCCAUACAUUGGCCGGUCAUCCAAAUAAGAUUUCUGCGACAUUGUUGCACCAAGAAAAUGAGAGAUCAAAACUGAUUCAAAGUUCUGGUUCUCACUCAAAUAUGUCUGCUGAGAAGUGGUCUGGGAAUGAUACGACGAACCUACCAUCUCCGACUCCUAAACAAAGUAACGCUGGGUGGUCUGGAGGGAAAGCGGCAGGUCAUCUCACUGUUGCAGUUCAAUCACCUUCUGCUAAUGGAGGAAUUCCAUCUUCUACUGCAGUUUUGCCUAAUCUUGCAAAUCAUCCUUCUAAUCCUGCAACAGUUUUGAAUUCCGUCGUGCAAAAUACCAAUUUUAGUCUGGCACCCAAGUCUCAGCCUGGAAUCAUGGUGAGUUCAGCAGUCCCUUUGCAUAAUCAGACAACCUCAAUGAGUGAACCACAUGUAGCAGAGGUGCACGGCCAUGCACGAGCCGCUGUCCCGCCUGUGCAUACUGUUAUUAGUCAGAAUCUUCCAGCUGAUACUCAGGUUAGGGGUAGUGGUUCACAGUCGGGUCAGGCACAGGGUUAUGGUUGGGCCCCACCUAACGUUCAGAGUUCUUCUGGAAGCUUCCCGAACUCAGGCCCUGUGUCUGGGAUUCAACCUGAUGUGUGGAGACCACCUUCUCAGAGUAGCCAACCAAACCUGCAUUCGCCUACCACACCAAAUGUAUCUUGGGGCGUGGCACCGGCUGAGAACAGUAAUCCUAUGGUGGUGAGACCUCAAAAUCCUAAUGUUGGCUGGGGUGCAAUGCCGGCCAAUCCAAACAUGGGUUGGGGGAAUCCUGUGCCAGCCAAUGCAAACGUAAACUGGGGCCCGGCUAUGCAAGGUCCACCGCCCUCUGGUAAUACUGCAGCAUGGGUUCCUCCACCUGCAAAUCCAGUUGGAGGUAACAUGCAAGGGAUGGUUUCUGGCAACCCUAAUCCUGGUUGGGUGCCAACUCAAGGUUGGGGUGGUGCUCCACCAAUCCCAGGGCCAAUGCCUGGGAACGCUUGGGGCCCGCCAUCCGGAACUGUAGGGGCGCCUCCAGCUGUUCAAGGGUCCGGGCAAGGUAAUGCAAACCAAGGUUUGGCUCCAUGGCCUGGUGAGCAGGGCCCAGCUGGGGGUCAGUACUCAGGUCAACGAGGAGGCCAGGGUCGAGAUUCAGGAUUUGGUGGUGCCCGGCCUUGGAACAGGCAAUCAUCAUUUGGUGGUGGCGGCGGUGGUGGAAGUGGCAGUGGUCCUAGACAACACAGGGGAACACCGUGCCCGUACAAUGCGAAUGGGCGAUGUCGCAAAGGGGCAUACUGUGAUUACAUGCAUACUUGAUUUAGAAAUUUCGCAGCUCUUGUUGCUUUAGGUGAUAGUAAAAGCUAGGUGAUACUUGCCUUUCGCUUUUCCUAUUUCAUUUUUCUAUAAAGUUGACUUAUUUAGGUAUUUAAAUUUGUAAACUUUGUGCAGCUCAGAUAGCUGCUUUUUUAGCUGUAUGCAUUUUGCGUAGUUGCAUAGCAAUUUUCUUUUCCCCAAUUUUUAGUGCUCACCUUUGUGCUCUAGCAACUUUGUCAAACCUAAAAUAAAGGGAUCUAGAUUUUUGUCCAAUUUACCUAUUUAAA